AUGGCGGGCCCGCUUCGCCGGGUUUUGAUCGCACUUGACCUUCAGCUGGCAUUCUUAGUAUUGUUCGCCGGAAAAUUUGGGGUGGCGGAAUUUGGAGCGGACAUGGAUCAGUUUAUCGAGAUCACUAGCUUGUACUCGGUCCCGGUUGAAACGGGUCGGGUUUUCGCGUCAAGAACGUUCCGUGAACUUGGCUAUGCCCUGGAACUUUGGACCGUUGAUGGGUUUGGGCUGGUUUGGGCUAAAGCAAAGCCCACCAACAACGAGAACAAUACGAACACAAUCGAAUACAAAUUUGUGGAAUCGAGAGAGGUGCCAUCUUUAGGAUCAAUCGGACCUGGAUCGACAAUCAAAUCUGCUUUGUAUUGCUUUUCAAUUCCGCUGCAAUUAUGCGCUAAGAUCACGAGCUCGUACAUUGCAUCUGUCAUGAAAUUUAAUGCAGGAGGGUAUCCCUCAUCGAUUUGUUUUACUUGUGCGCUGAGGAUACAUUCAAACUUUAGCGACGUAUUGACUUUCUUGUUUUGUUCGCUCACGGCAAAAUUCGCAGCCCAAACCAAAAAAUCAUCAUUAUUUGGGCUUGAAAUUGCGGUCCAUACCCCAACUUCGGCCAUGGACUGGAACGAAGCAGAAACACAUCCGCCUCUAACGAUUUGGAUAGUACUUCUUGUCGUUAGCCGAGAUCACGAGCUAGUAUCGAAUAAUCGACACGUACUCAGAUUUCCCAUCAUCGAUCUCUCGGUAUUGUCCUCUGACAAUCGAGAAGAACUUUCGCAAGAUUCACCACCUCGAAAUCACCCAAGUUUAUCGGUGUCCAUUCGUCAGGUUUGGCAAGGGAAUUUAGCGAGCUUAGGAACACGAAAAUGA
Messenger RNA from Striga asiatica, 861 nucleotides. The record is from the annotation of a GenBank genome assembly. NCBI's taxonomy places the organism in Eukaryota, Viridiplantae, Streptophyta, Magnoliopsida, Lamiales, Orobanchaceae.